Molecule: messenger RNA, 5013 nt
Organism: Knipowitschia caucasica
Lineage: Eukaryota; Metazoa; Chordata; Actinopteri; Gobiiformes; Gobiidae
Source: the annotation of a GenBank genome assembly
AUGGCCCUGUGUAACGUCUACCACAUGCGAGCUGCGAUGGCUCUGAUGGUGGGCAGAUAUGCGGGCGCUGACCUCAUCCCUGGAGCAGCGGAGAUACACUGUGACAAGCUCAAAACACAUGGCGGGCUGCCUCACACUCUGCACCCAGGCCGCUCUCUGCUGCAAGUAGCACCUGCAGCAAAGGACAACUACAAAGAGAUGAUCCCUGACAACAUCUCCUUUCUUCUGAGCCUCCCGCAUGACCCCGACCGGCACCAUAUUGGAAAAACAUCUCUGCUCUGGACUGCUCCUGACCGGACACCGCUGCAGCCCCUGGGGACGGCUCAAUCUGACUCUAGCUGGGUUCUCGCCCGCUCAGAGCUGGCCACCAUUUUUCGGCUGUCUGGUAGAUGUCCACUCAUCCAGACACAACAGGUGGAAUGUCCCAUGCGGGUCCCUCCCCAGGGGCCGGGCUGUCCCCAGGGCCAGACCCCUCCCCAGAGCCAAGGAGAGUACUCUCAAGAUGGCAUGUACGGAAUGCAUAAGCCAAUGGAGGGAAUGAAUGACAAGCCCAUGGCUGAUCCAAUGCACUUCGGUCACAUGAAAAAUGUGGGAAUGAGAUCCUUGCACAGUGGCAUGGGGCCUCCACAGAGUCCAAUGGAUCCACAUAGCCAAGGAUACAUGUCCCCUCACCCGUCACCAAUGGGAACGCAUGAGCACACUCCUAUGUCAGGAAGUAGUGGAGGACCCACACCUCCUCAUAUUCCCCCGUCACAGCCUGCUCCUCUAAUGUCAAUUGAACCCCAGGGAGCUAUGGGGCCAAACAUGAGUGGCCGGGGACCUUCUGCUUUCAGUCCAGUUCAGCUUCAACAGCUCCGAGCUCAGAUUCUAGCUUAUAAGAUCUUGGGCCGAGGGCAGCCUUUGCCUGAAAACCUUCAACUGGCGGUUCAAGGCAAGAGGUGUCUUCCCACAAUGCAACAACCGCCACAACAGCAGCAGCCACAGCAGGGGCCUGGGUCUAGUCCUUAUAAUAGAUCAGGAAUGGCUGUUCCACCUAUGUGUGGUCCACAGUCCAGUCCUUCUGCUACACCAGCAAUGCAAGGGCACAGCCAAAGUGCAGUUCCAAAGACUUGGCCGGAGGGCCAGAGUGGUGAGAGUCAGAGCGGCCCUCCAAAGCACUUGACUCCAUCCGUUGGUGGGCGGCCGUCUCCUGUGCCCCCUCAGAUCCCCGGGGCUCCUGGACUCAUGCCGGGCGGCUCCCUGACCCCUCAGCCCUCUGCACAGCCAGUGUCCCCUAUGCUGCAGAUGCAACAGAAACAGAACCGCGUCACCCCGAUCCAGAAACCCCAAGGCUUGGACCCAGUGGGCAUCUUACAGGAGAGAGAGUACAGACUUCAGGCAAGGAUCGCACAUCGUAUCCAGGAAUUGGAAAGUUUGCCCGGUUCUCUGCCGCCCGACUUGAGAAGUAAAGCAACCGUGGAACUCAAAGCAUUACGCCUGCUCAACUUUCAGCGACAGCUGAGGCAGGAUGUGGUGGCCUGCAUGAGGCGAGACACGACCUUGGAGACCGCCCUGAACUCGAAGGCCUACAGACGCAGCAAGAGGCAGACGCUGAGGGAGGCACGCAUGACCGAGAAGCUGGAGAAACAGCAGAAACUGGAGCAGGAGAAGAAACGCAGACAAAAGCAUCAGGAAUAUCUGAACAGCAUCCUUCAGCACGCUAAGGACUUUAAAGAAUACCACAGGUCAAUCACUGGUAAGAUCCAGAAAGCGACUCGAGCUAUAGCCACAUGGCACACCAACACCGAGCGCGAGCAGAAGAAGGAGACGGAGCGCAUCGAGAAGGAGAGGAUGAGGAGGCUCAUGGCUGAAGAUGAAGAGGGCUACAGAAAACUAAUUGACCAAAAGAAAGACAAACGUCUGGCCUACUUGCUGCAACAGACAGACGAGUAUGUUGCCAACCUCACCACGCUGGUUUAUGAGCAUAAAGCCGCUCAAGCUGCCAAGGAGAAGAAGAAGAAAAAGAAAAAAAAGAAGAAGGCGGAUGAAGGUGAAGGCACCAGCGCUCUCGGACCAGACGGAGAGCCCAUGGAUGAGAGCAGUCAGAUGAGUGAGCUUCCUGUCAAAGUUAUUCAAACAGAGACGGGGAAGGUUCUGCAGGGAACAGACGCUCCCAAGUCCAGCCAACUGGAGGCCUGGCUAGAAAUGAAUCCUGGUUACGAAGUCGCCCCACGUUCAGACAGUGAAGAGAGUGGCUCUGAAUUCGAAGAGGAGGAGGAUGACGAGGCGUCCAAGGGAGACGGAGAGGAGAAGAAGAAGCUCCAUGGAGACGGCGUGUCUGUGAAAAAUGCCAAGAACAUAAUCGAGACGGCAAAGCAGGACGUGGACGACGAGUACAGCGUUGACGCGGAAACGACCUGCUUGGCGUCGUACUACGGUGUGGCUCAUGCUGUGGUGGAGAAAGUGGACAAACAGUCUACGCUUCUCAUCAAUGGAACACUCAAACACUACCAGAUCCAGGGCUUGGAGUGGCUGGUGUCCCUGUACAACAACAAUCUGAACGGUAUCUUGGCUGAUGAGAUGGGCCUUGGCAAAACCAUCCAAACCAUUGGUCUCAUUACUUACCUUAUGGAGUACAAGAGGCUCAACGGGCCGUAUCUGAUCAUUGUCCCCCUCUCCACCAUGUCAAAUUGGGUUUAUGAGCUUGACAAGUGGGCUCCAUCAAUCGUUAAAAUUGCCUACAAGGGUACACCUGGUUUACGCCGAGGUCUGGUGCCGCAGCUCCGCAGUGGGAAAUUCAAUGUUCUGCUCACCACUUAUGAAUAUAUAAUCAAGGACAAGCAUAUCCUAGCCAAGAUCCGCUGGAAGUACAUGAUUGUGGACGAAGGUCACCGCAUGAAAAACCAUCACUGUAAACUGACGCAGGUGCUAAACACUCACUACGUGGCUCCUCGCCGCGUCCUCCUGACGGGAACCCCCCUCCAGAACAAGCUGCCGGAACUCUGGGCUCUGCUCAACUUUCUCCUGCCGACCAUCUUCAAGAGCUGCAGCACCUUCGAGCAGUGGUUCAACGCUCCGUUCGCCAUGACAGGGGAGCGGGUGGAUCUGAAUGAAGAGGAGACGAUCCUGAUCAUCCGUCGUCUGCACAAAGUGUUGCGGCCGUUCCUGCUGCGCAGACUGAAGAAGGAAGUCGAGUCUCAACUCCCAGAGAAGGUGGAAUAUGUCGUUAAAUGUGAUAUGUCUGCGAUCCAGAAGGUUUUGUAUCGCCACAUGCAAAAGGGCAUCCUGCUCACGGAUGGAUCUGAGAAAGACAAAAAGGGGAAAGGCGGAGCUAAGACGCUUAUGAAUACAAUCAUGCAACUGAAGAAGAUCUGCAAUCAUCCAUACAUGUUCCAGCACAUCGAGGAAUCUUUUGCUGAGCACAUGGGCUAUCCCAAUGGAAUCAUUAGCGGGCCUGAUCUUUAUCGAGCGUCUGGGAAGUUUGAGCUCCUCGACAGGAUCUUGCCGAAGCUACACGCGACCGGGCACCGAGUUCUGCUGUUUUGCCAGAUGACGUCGCUGAUGACCAUAUUAGAGGACUACUUUGGCUACAGAAACUUCCAGUAUUUGCGCCUGGACGGAACCACAAAGUCGGAGGACAGAGGCAUGCUGCUCAAGAAGUUUAAUGAGGAGGGAUCUCAGUAUUUCAUCUUCUUACUGAGCACUCGAGCCGGCGGCCUGGGCCUGAACCUGCAGGCGGCGGACACUGUGGUCAUCUUUGACAGCGACUGGAAUCCUCACCAGGACCUCCAGGCGCAGGACCGCGCUCACCGCAUCGGUCAGCAGAACGAGGUGCGCGUGCUGCGGCUCUGCUCUGUGAACAGCGUGGAAGAGAAAAUCCUGGCAGCUGCAAAGUACAAGCUGAACGUGGACCAGAAGGUCAUCCAGGCCGGCAUGUUCGACCAGAAGUCGUCCAGCCACGAGCGCCGCGUCUUCCUCCAGGCCAUUCUAGAGCACGAGGAGCAAAACGAGGAGGAGGACGAGGUGCCCGAUGACGAAACUCUUAACCAGAUGAUCGCCCGCAAUGAGGAUGAGUUUGAGCUCUUUAUGCGCAUGGACAUGGAUCGACGCAGAGAAGACUCCCGGAACCCGAAGCGUAAGCCGCGCCUGAUGGAGGAGGACGAGUUGCCGUCUUGGAUCAUCAAGGACGACGCGGAGGUGGAGCGCCUCACGUACGAAGACGAGGAAGACAAGAUCUUCGGCCGCGGAUCUCGCUCCCGCCGGGACGUGGACUACAGCGACGCUCUGACCGAGAAGCAGUGGCUACGGGCCAUUGAGGACGGGAACCUGGAGGAGAUGGAGGAGGAGAUCAGGCUGAAGAAACGCAAACGUAAAAGACGCCCGGACAAAGACCGAGAGGACAGAGAAGAGUCCAGCGCAAAGGCCAAGAAAAGACGCGGCCGUCCACCAGCGGAGAAGUUCUCCCCAAAUCCUCCGAAACUGACCAAGCAAAUGAACACCAUCAUCGAUACGGUCAUCAACUACAGGGACGGAUCUGGACGACAGCUCAGUGAGGUCUUUGUCCAGUUACCCUCAAGGAAGGAGCUCCCAGAGUAUUACGAGCUCAUCCGAAAACCUGUGGAUUUCAAGAAGAUCAAGGAGCGUGUACGAAACCACAAAUACCGAAACGUGGGAGAUCUGGAGAAGGAUGUGAUGCUGCUUUGUUACAACGCUCAGACUUUCAACCUCGAAGGGUCUCAGAUUUUUGAGGACUCCAUCGUGCUCCAGUCCGUGUUCAGAAGUGCCAGACAAAAGAUCGCCAAAGAAGAGGAGAGCGAAGACGACAGCGACGAUGAUGAUGACGAGGAUGACGAGUCGGAGUCUGACGCAAAGUCGAUGCGCGUCAAGAUCAAGCUGAACAAAGAAUCUCGCGGCCACGACAAGGGGAAGAAGCGCUGCAGCCGCGGGAAGGCCAAGCCGGUGGUCAGCGACGACAGCGACGACGACCAAGACGACAAUGAUCAGUCCGACAUGAGCAAGAGCGACUACGACUGA